Messenger RNA from Klebsormidium nitens, 3184 nucleotides. Lineage: Eukaryota; Viridiplantae; Streptophyta; Klebsormidiophyceae; Klebsormidiales; Klebsormidiaceae. The record is from the annotation of a GenBank genome assembly.
CGGAGCGAGUCCCGCAUUGCAUUGGGGAGGCAGCAACUUGAAAAGAGUGGGUGAGGAGCUGGACCGGGGUUGGCGCUUACCCAUACUAAUAGGGUACUCUGCUAGAAGUAAGAAGGUUGCUGCCAAAGGGAGCCACGAUGGCUGCCAAGCAGCAGAUACUGGAUCAUGUCCACGCUCUUGACCACAUUACGGACGAGCACGCCCGCGCCAGGCGGCAGCGGCGUCUCAAGUUUGCGAAGAUACAGAUUGGUGGCUUCACAUUGGACUUUGGGGCGCCCCUUUUCAGAGACCAAAGUAUCGACGCCCCCAUAUCGCAAACUGAGAUUGUCGAGGUCCCAGAAGAAGCCCCCCUGGCAGCCACCAUCGUGCGCCAGGAGAAUGUGAAGGGGCGCCAAACAAAGAAGAAGCUGGGCGUGCGGAAGGCAGUCGGCAUUGGGCUCUGGUCAGCUGCUGCAGUGUCGCUCUUUCAGCACAGUGCAUUACGCGCAGCGGAGUGCCUGACGGGCAAUGGGGAUGCGGUUCUGGCGUCAGACGCAGUGAUACUUGCCCUGGCCUUUGAGACGUGCCCGUUUCAGAAUGUUCGUAACCUGGGGGGCAGCAGAAACACAGCCAUCGGAGCGUUGCUGGCUGCUGCUGCCAUUGGGGCGGUGUCGGCCCAUGCGAGGAAGAAGCGGCUGAAGAAGGUCGCCAACCAGUCGGUGCGGCAGGGCCAGGACCCCAUCUGGCGCAGCGCCCUGUGCCCUGAUGGACAGCUGGUGGCAACAGCGGUGCCUAGCGUGGACACGUUGUAUGACAACUUCUUCAACUACGCCGCGCGCAAGCACGCACAGGAGCCGUGCCUGGGUCGCCGGACAGCGGACGGCUACUCGUGGACCUCGUACAAAGACGUUGCCGAGGAGGCGUCCGCCUUCGGACGGGGCUUACGCGCGCUGGGGUUGCAACCAAAGUCGAAACUGGGCAUCUACUCGGUGAACAAGGUGGAGUGGAUCGUGGCGGAGCUGGGCGCGUAUGCCCACUCCAUCAUCGUUGUGGCCCUCUACUCGACGCUGGGCGAGGACGCAGUGGCCUAUGUGGUGGACCACUCCGAGAUGACAAUCGCGCUCGCCAGCAUGCAGGCUCUGGCGUCCCUGUUGGGGGUGCUGCCUAGGGUGGAGAAGCUGCACACCAUCAUCUACCUCGACACCGAGCCGGGCGACACGCCCACCGACGCGCAGCGCAAAACCGCCAAGGACGCAGGUGUGGAGCUUGUGGCCUACUCGGCGGUGCUGGACAAGGGCCGCGCCUCGUCGCUGCCGGACGUGCCCCCCGCUGCCAAAGACACCGCCACCAUUAUGUACACGUCAGGAACCACUGGCAAUCCGAAGGGCGUCAUUCUGAGCCAUGCGGCGGUCAAUGCCAACGCUGCCUCGGCCGAGCUCGUGCAAGUGCAACAAGGGUUCCCCAUCAAGGCGGGCGAUCGGUACCUGUGCUACCUGCCACUCGCCCACAUCUUCGAAAGGGUCAUGGUGACGGUGAUGCUGCGCUACGGCGCGGCGGUGGGCGUGUUUGGCGGCAAGGUGGACGCGCUCCUGGACGACAUGGCCGCGCUCAAGCCGACCAUCCUCGCGGGGGUGCCACGUGUCUUCAACCGGGUGCACGACAAGGUGCUGUCCAAGCUGGCGAGUGGCGGCAAGGUGAAGAAGGCGCUCUUCCAGGCCGCCAUGGCCGAGACCAGCCGCGUGCGCGCCGCAGGGGGGGACCCCGCGACGGUGCCGCUCUGGAACAAGCUCGUCUUCUCUAAGAUCAAGGCUGCUCUUGGAGGGGAGUGCCGGCUCAUUGUGUCUGGCGGCGCCCCGCUCAGCAAGAGCACGCAGGAGUUCUUGAGCAACGCCUUUGGAGCUCCGGCCAUCCAGGGGUACGGCUUGACCGAGACUUGUGCUGGGGGCGCUAUCGCCAUUGCGUCCGACCCCAGCGGGGGCCACGUGGGGCCCCCCAGCCCGAGCCUAGAGCUGAAGCUGGAGGACGUCCCGGAGAUGGGCUACACUGCGGGGGGGGACGUGCCGCAAGGGGAGAUCGUGCUGCGCGGGUACAGCAUCAUGGACGGCUACUACAAGGAGGCCACCAUGACUGCCGAGGUGCUCGACGCCGACGGCUGGUUCCACACCGGGGACAUCGGGCAGAUCAACCCCAACGGCACGCUCAACAUCAUCGACCGCAAGAAGAACAUCUUCAAGCUCGCGCAAGGCGAGUAUGUGGCCGCGGAGAAGUUAGAGAUCCAAUACCAGGCCUCGCGCUUCGUCUCUCAAAUCUUCGUCUACGGAGACAGCCUGCAGUCGACGCUGGUGGCGGUGGUGGUCCCCGACGUUGGCGCGCUGCGCGAGUGGGCCAAGACCAGCCAGCCUGCGCUCGCGGACGCGCCCGACGAGAAGCUGGCUGCAUCGGCGGAGGCAGAGAAGGCCGUGCUGGCGGACCUCAAGGUCGUCGCUAAGGGGCCUCCCGCCCUUAAGGGCUUUGAGGUGAUCCGGGCCGUCCACCUUGACCCGGAGCCGUUUUCGGUGGACAACGACCUGCUCACGCCGACUUUCAAGAGUAAGCGGCCGCAGCUCAAGAAAAAGUAUGGCGACAUCAUCGAGAAGCUGUAUGCAGGCAUGGCAAGCCGGUGAAUGGGAACCUGAGGGGCAAACAUGCGCACACCUCGUAGGUAAUAGACGUACCAGCAGCGGCUUGAGGCUGCCGGCCUUACUUUCCGCCUUGAGUUUGGGAAGAUACGAGUUGCGAGUUGUGCAUUUUUUGAAAAUCGUGGAUUCUCCUAUUAGCACUGCGGACGUGCCGAUGUGCUAUGAUAGGGUCGGCUGGCACCAAAGUUGCUUGUCGCCAGGCACCGGCAUCCGUCGCUGGACAGUAGGUCUUCAGUCUUGUAGAGCAAUUGCUCAAGGAAGAGUAAUAAGUUAGGCCUUAGUGUUGACAGCUUCCGUUAGUCGACUCAACGAAUGACUGCAGUUGCAGGAGAAUCGACAUUGAAUUCCAGCGCACCAAUAGCUGAGGGACGGAUGUGGAUCGCCCCUGCAACAACGAGUGUUGGUUUGGACAGAGAACGUAUUUCGAAAUGUCGCUCAUUGAUAAAGUUGCAAGUCAACGGUGCCAUAAAUAUGCAGGCCGCAGUUGCACCUCGACUGCAACCUACACACCCGCCGCCGAGAUCAUC